AUGACUAUACCUCAUUUUCGACGGCUCAUACGUUUCGUACCGAAGUCAAACAGCCGCAAAAUCAUCAUCGGCGAGCCAAGAGACGGCAGCGUGGAUGUGGGAAGCGCUCUACGUCGAGGUCUUCUUGUCGAGGCAUUUGUCUGGACAGGCGCUUCGGUCAUAUCGCCGGGUUCCACAACAGGGCAAGUCGAGACAGUUGAGCGUAUUCUCUCACCAUUAGCUGCUCACGAAGUUGGCACCAUUCGAUGCAUCGGCCUGAAUUACAUCCAGCACGCAAAGGAAGUCAAUGUCGAACUGCCUUCCGUCCCGACUGUGUUCUUGAAGCCGAGCACCUCUUUAGCUGAUCCGUGGCCAGCACCAGUCUUGCUUCCAGCUAUCACUCAGGUAGACAAUACCGGCGACUAUGAGGCUGAACUUGCCGUCAUUGUUGGUCGCGAGUGCAAGAACGUGACAGAGGCAGAGGCUCUGGACUACGUCUUGGGAUACACAGCUUGUAAUGACGUGUCCAGUCGAGGCAGUCAAUUCGCGCAAUCCCAAUGGUGCUUUUCUAAGGGCUUCGACGGGUCUUGUCCGAUUGGGCCCUGUAUUGUCUCCAAGUCGCUUAUUCCGGACCCGGGAAAGCUGCAGGUGCGCGGGUUACAUAAUGGCGACGUGAUGCAGGACUGUGGCACCAGCGACUUCAUCUUCGGCAUUGCCAAGCUCACCAGCUACCUAUCGCAAGGCACGACACUGGCAGCUGGCACUGUGAUCAUAACCGGCACACCAGCAGGCGUUGGCGGGCGAUGA
Cyphellophora attinorum is the source of this 786-nucleotide messenger RNA. RefSeq lists its product as uncharacterized. The record is from RefSeq and is a predicted model, not a curated record. Gene Ontology annotation, molecular function: acetylpyruvate hydrolase activity. NCBI's taxonomy places the organism in Eukaryota, Fungi, Ascomycota, Eurotiomycetes, Chaetothyriales, Cyphellophoraceae. The transcript has 3 exons. Bases 1 to 786 code for a protein of 261 amino acids.